This is a messenger RNA of Punica granatum (pomegranate), 3837 nucleotides long. NCBI's taxonomy places the organism in Eukaryota, Viridiplantae, Streptophyta, Magnoliopsida, Myrtales, Lythraceae. The record is from RefSeq and is a predicted model, not a curated record.
UUACAAGAAAAGGAAAAUAAAUAAAUAAAAUUUAUUCAUUAUUCAUUAUUCAUUAUUCAUCCCUUCAUUAAUUUCCAUUUCUACUCCGCACUCCAUUCAAGCGUGGGGGGGAGCAGCUGCAGCUGCACAGGACACUGAAUAAGCCCCAGAGAGAGAGAGAGAGAGAGAGAGAGGCAGAAGCUCCGCAGCUCCUCAGCUCGUCUCCUCCAUUGCCUCAAUCGCAUCGUCUCGUUCAACCUGAAGAGGAAGAAGAAGGAACAGCAGGCAGGAGCUGAGCUCGGACUGCCAUUUGACGGUGGAUGACUCGGUCCGCAAGGCUGCGAGCUGUGAUAUGCUACUGCAGAUUGGGAAUAUUCUAGCUCCUUUGGUCUGCUGUUGCUGUGGGGAGGUGGAUUGCCGAACGCUGAUCCGGAGAUUGACGCAUCGCGGCUGCGCAAUGGUGUGAGAGCCGUGGAUAUUUCUUGUUUGAUUGUUUCACCCUGGACCUGGAGAUUGUUGAGUCCGAGCUGGUUUUUCCGACGCCGAUGGAGUCUCGGAUGGAUCAUUAUGAGAUCAUGGAGCAGAUUGGUCGCGGCGCAUUCGGCGCUGCCAUUCUCGUCCUCCACAAGUCGGAGAGGAAGAAGUACGUGCUGAAGAAGAUUCGGUUAGCGCGGCAGACUGAGCGAUGCAGGAGAUCUGCUCAUCAGGAGAUGGCUUUGAUCGCGCGAAUUCAACACCAAUACAUCGUGGAGUUCAAGGAGGCAUGGGUUGAGAAAGGCUGCUAUGUCUGCAUUGUUACUGGUUACUGCGAAGGUGGUGACAUGGCUGAAUUAAUGAAAAAGUCUAAUGGUGUAUAUUUUCCAGAGGAGAAACUUUGCAAGUGGUUUACGCAACUAUUGUUAGCAGUGGAGUAUCUGCACUCAAAUUUUGUCCUUCAUCGCGACGUAAAAUGUUCCAACAUCUUCCUCACCAAAGAUCAGGACGUUCGGCUGGGAGAUUUUGGGCUUGCCAAAACCCUCAAGGCAGAUGACUUGGCUUCUUCAGUUGUUGGAACUCCCAAUUACAUGUGUCCGGAGCUCCUUGCAGAUAUACCUUAUGGCUUCAAAUCUGAUAUAUGGUCCCUGGGCUGUUGUAUGUAUGAGAUGGCUGCUCAUCGACCUGCAUUUAAGGCUUUUGAUAUGGCUGGACUCAUUAGCAAGAUAAACCGCUCCUCGAUUGGUCCGCUGCCUUCCUGCUAUUCCCCAUCCUUAAAGACGCUUAUUAAAGUCAUGCUAAGAAAGAACCCGGAGCACCGACCAAGUGCUUCGGAGAUCUUAAAGCAUCCCUAUUUGCAGCUUUAUGUUGAUCAAUACCGUCUAGCCUCAAAUCCUUCUAUAACUGCUCCUGAGAAGCCCAUUAGUAAGCAAGGCUCUCGGAAAAGCAUGGCUGAAAGCCAAAACAGUAACAGUUCAAGCAGUGACAAAGACAGCUUGCUUCCAAGCGAGGUGUUGAGCUGUAACAAUAAGGCUACUGAUACUGAUCUGGUCUCUGUUGAUGUUGAAGAUUGCUCUGAACAGUCAAAUUCAAAUGAAGUGCAAUCUGGUGCUGUUGUUUAUGCUACUAGGGUGGACGGGCAACAGGUAUUAAAACCCCAGCAUGAUAUACAGCCUUCCAAUGCUGAAUCAAAGCAGCCGAGAACCAUCAAGAAUAUAAUGAUGGCUCUUAAAGAAGGAAAAGUCAGAGAAAAUGGUUCACCGAUGAGAGGAAGCCGUACGAAGGCUGUAGCUGGACCCACCCAAAAAAAUAUUCCUGAAGCUUCACCCAAGGUUCUCAAACCCAGUGCAAUCCCUACUUUUAGGCCUAAUGCUGAUUCUCCAACUGCCACGCCAACAAAGGCAAAUACUGAGACCUCAAAACGGGUUCAGGUGUCUCAUUCUUUGAAGCAUCAGUUACCUGCAAUAGAUUCCACGCCGAAGACGAAACCAAGGCAUGAAGCCAUUCCUCCAUCUGGUGCUACGAGACAAGUUGUUGAUGAUCCACAGACAAAGACGAGGCUGAGAACGCCUCCUUCAAAUGUGGUUAGAAGAUCUUCAUUUUCUGGAAGAAUCAGACAAGCCGGGACAGAUGCUCCAAAUACAGUGAGCAACACUCCAAAGUUGAGUACACCAGAGCAAACUCAAGAGCAUGAGAAGGCUUCUCAUCAAGUCCAAAGUGGUGCCAUCUCAUAUCUUCAUAGGCAGAACAGUGAGGUGUCAGAGAGAACUCCUGCAGUAUCUUCGAAGGGAAUGCAAACUGCGAGCAGCAACUCUGAAUCAUCUUCCCUGUCCAUUCAAGUAUUCGAGUUUUGUGAUGAUGUGGUGACCCCUUCUGGUGGCAUGAGAGAACAAGUGUACCAGGAGAUUGAUAGAGUCACUUGCUCGGAAAGCUCACGCUCCCGUUCCAGCUCACUUGCAUCCCCUAUACAAUGUGAGAAUUACUAUAUUCCUGCUGCUGAGAGCUCUGGACUCAAUAAUGGAAGUCCAACGGUUAUGGAUAAAACCUGUGAAGCUGAUGUUCAGAACACGGCUGCUGGUACUGGAGAAGUGGGCACAAGUUCAGCAUUUGAUAGUUCCGAAGAGAUAUAUGUGUGUAAAGGUGAUGGGCCUCUGAUCAGGGCUAAUAUCGUUCCCAGCAAACCCUCCCAGUCGAUUCCUGUGUCUCCCUCCAGUGGGGACGACAAGUUUAUAGUGAGGGAACCUUUAUCAUCAGUUGUGGACACGGCUUCGUUGAAUGCUUCUUCCAUCCAAGCGAACCCGCAGAAGAAUUUGCAGCUUGAGAAAGGGACUAUCAUGCACCAUCAAAAGAUUGAAAACUCAACUUCGGCUGCUCCUCAUUUCCCUCCUGCUUUUGAUGAUGUCAUACAUGUGAUACGGCACAGUAGUUUUCGGGUUGGCAGUGAGCAGCCAAUAAUAGAAUCUGUGGAGAUGGGAGUUCAAAAUGUGAACAUUGGGAAGCUGAUAAAUGUUGUAAAAGAAGAUCAGGAGAUGAGAAGCACAACAGCACCUGCUCCCUCUCAUGCUCCCCCUCCUGCUAUUGCCACGUCUCCCACUCGAAGUCCCAGUCCCAGUCGCACCCCCACCCCUACAUCUCUUAAGGCUGCUGCGUGUUCUGAAGCAGUAUCAUUGCAGUCAAACACUUCUGAUGCUUCAUGUGAUAAGGAGGUGGCAGAUGCUAGAAACCAUGUCUCUCCUGUCUCAAGAUCUGAUUCGAUUCCAAAAGCCAGUUCAGCUCAGCUGGAGAAGGCCAACCCUGCUUUGAGCGAAGAGGGAGCACCUGCAAAGGAGACUUUGGACGUCAAGUCCUUCAGGCAGAGGGCUGAAGCCCUGGAGGGGCUAUUGGAGUUGUCAGCUGAGUUGCUGCAGCAGAACAGGUUGGAAGAGCUAGCAGUUGUAUUAAAGCCUUUUGGGAAAGAUAAGGUCUCUCCUAGGGAGACAGCCAUAUGGCUAGCCAAAAGUCUCAAAGGAAUGAUGAUCGAGGACAGUGUGAGGAGUUCGUGAGGCAUCAGAACUUGCUUGCGGUGAGCAUGCCCUAUUUUUCUUGCCAUGGGGGUCUCUUUGACAUUCCUAAACUAAUUCUUUGUUUCUUUCCUUCUUUUGGGUCAUGCAUUCUGCACAUUCAAGUUCCUCUUUGAAUAUCCGAGGGAGGGAAAACGACCCUUUUUUUUUAUUUUUUUUAUUUUAAUGUCAAAGGCAUAAAUUUCCCCGCAACUAGGGUCAAUUCUUUAGAUGUAUCAUUUCUUGUAUAUAUCGAACAAACAUUUCGGAUUAUUUUGUGUAAAAUCAGCUUAAAAGCCUUUCGACAUGGCUGUAUUAAUUCCACCUGCGCAAGCUGAAGUCGAUA